Alligator sinensis (Chinese alligator) is the source of this 4197-nucleotide messenger RNA. It is a transcript of the gene ENTREP2, whose product is annotated as family with sequence similarity 189 member A1. The transcript has 12 exons. NCBI's taxonomy places the organism in Eukaryota, Metazoa, Chordata, Crocodylia, Alligatoridae. Gene Ontology annotation, cellular component: membrane. The record is from RefSeq and is a predicted model, not a curated record. The coding region runs from base 1 to 2082 and encodes 693 amino acids.
AUGCUCUCGCUCGGCGUCUCGCAGAUGGUGCUCGGCUGCCUCAUCGUGGCCGUCAGCUUCGCCGCCCUGGCGCUCACCACCUCGGCCCGCGUCCGCCACUCCUGCCCCUUCUGGGCCGGCUUCUCGGUGCUUCUGUCAGGACUGAUUGGUGUUGUCUCAUGGAAAAGACCCCUCUCACUUGUGAUAACCUUUUUCAUGCUAUUAUCAGCAGUGUGUGUAAUGCUGAACUUGGCUGGUUCCAUUCUCUCUUGUCAGAAUGCUCAGCUGGUAAACUCCCUGGAAGGCUGUCAGUUGAUUAAAUUUGACAGUGAUGGUGUCUGUGUUUGCUGUGAAAUGCAGCAUCAAACAUCAGGCUGCAGCAACCUUGGAGAAACGCUGAAACUGAACCCACUGCAGGAGUGCAAUGUUGUAAGGCUGACCCUAAAGGAUCUGUUGUUCAGCGUGUGUGCUCUCAAUAUCAUCUCCACCAUUGUCUGUGCCCUGGCAACAGCCAUGUGCUGCAUGCAGAUGGUUUCUUCUGAUGUUCUGCAAAUGUUUCUGCCACAGAGGUCGCUUUCCACCAACCCAGACUGCAUGACUCCACAUGGGACUAUCUUGCAUCACACCCUGGAUUUUGAUGAGUUCAUACCGCCAAUACCACCCCCACCCUACUAUCCUCCUGAAUAUACCUGCACUCCCCUGAUAGAAGCACAGAGAAGUCUCCAUUUGGACUUUCCUCAUUCCCCCUUCAGUGCUUUAUAUGAAGUCAGCAUUAAUAGCCCAGGAAUGCUAUAUCCAACUGAGCUACCCCCUCCAUAUGAGGCAGUGAUUGGACAAACACCGGCUAGUCAGGUGACUGGGACAGAUCCACAAGUGUCCGAAUCCAGCCUGGGGGAGAGAAACACAACAGCAGGCUUCAGCACACAAGUUUCUGUUGACAGUGCCUCUCUGAUGGUCUCUGAGGUGGCUGAUAUCCCAGAUCAUAGCUACUCCUCAGAAGAUCUGUGCUCUCUGGAAGUUCAGGGAUCUCUCCGCUCUGCAGACUUUUCACCCUACAGCACAAGAUGCAAAGGAGCUACAAACAGGAGCUGCACCAGUUUGGAUCACAGUAUUCACAGGACUAACUCACAGUGUUCCCCUGAUGAGGAUGGCAGUUCCCAUAGCAGAGGCUCUAUGGACCGGCCUCAAGGCCAGGAUUAUGAGAACUGUACUCAUGGCAAAUCCUCAGACUGCUCCUCAGAGAACUACAGCCCUUCAGAAAGAGAAUCCCAGAGCUCCAUUAGAGAAAACAAAGCCACGCCACCCUUGAAACAAAUGAAAAUGUGUUGUGGGGUCUUUAGUCAGCCUGCUGCUGUACGCUCUCAGCCCUCUCCCUGUUCUGUGCCUGCACAUGCUUCAUGGCAGUCUGGCUGCCCCGAGAGAACUGCCCAACAGCAUCGCAUUAGAAAAUACAGAAUUUCAAAUAUAGUCCGAUCUACUAGUGAUCCUGUUUCUUGUUCAUCCAGCACAGAAGGUGAUAAUUGUGCCUGUGCUCCUACAUGGAGCCAGCAUCAGGAAGCAGGAUUAUCUCAGGCUGCAGUAGAGACAGUUCCUGUUUCUAGUUCUCAUAUGGCUGCCUCUGCUUGCCAGGACUCUACAAGCCGUUUCUUAUCAACUGGAAAAUUUAGCGAUCCAAGAAAAGCUGAUCAACAGUUAAAGCCAAAGGCCUUACAGACCAUCUCCAAAGAACGACCACACUCAUUAGUGGAUCUUAAGGCCUAUAAAGACACAAAAAUUUUAGUGGCUAAGUUUUUGGAACAUUCAAAUUGUAAUCUCCCCCCAGAAGUACGACACGUCGUGAACAGCAUUAGAUCUGUAAUUAAAUCGGAUGAAAGACACAUGGAAGAAGCCAUCUUCAGUGCCAACAUUAUAGACCAGGUCAUGACAAGUUCUCAGCAGAAUGUGAAUACCUCUAGAAAGCGACUUCAAGAAGAGCUUCACCUGCAGAGCUGUGGUGCUUUGAGUUCUCCAGUUGCCUUCUUACGUAGGUCUCAUAUCACUCGCAGUUUAGAGAGGGACAGGCCUCACACUUUAAUCGGAGUUUGCCGAGAGACUAUUCUUUGAUAACAGCUGACAGGUAUGUGAAGAAAGGCUCAUGCCAGCAAAAGAGAAAUUUGGGAAGGACAUGAGGAAAUGCAAAUAGUGGGUGGCUUAAAAAGGAAAACUUCUUCUUUUUUGGAUUCCACUUUUUAUCGAACAGCAGGAGGACAUCCAUGUUUUUUCUGAAUGUAAAUGUAACCCCUGCAUUUUACACAAUUUAUUAUUAAACUUGUAAGAACUGUUUUCCCAAGCAGAAAAACGUUUAUUUGACUGUUCUGGUAGAGAUACUGCUGCGGCUAUGCAGUAUUUCUAGAAAACCACCACCAAACCACAAGAGACCUGUUGCACAACGUGCAAGUUGUAUUUAUUUAAUGUACCUCACAGUGUUUUAACUACAAUCAGUGUUUUAAUAAAAAGUAUUUCUGGACUUUGCUUCUGUAAAACCUGAUUUGGGUAGAAAUAUAGAUUUGUUUUUAUUAUUACAGGUGUGAAAGGUGCUUCCCCUGGUCCCUUCUUUCUGUGCCCAAUUGUACAGACUCUUGCUUGCCAGGCAGAUUGUUCUGCCCUGUGAUAGCUGUUUUUUCCUCUAAAUGCCUUGCCAUUUUUCAAAUUCUAGUAAAGGCUGCAGCAUGAUUUAUUUCUGCUUUGCUCUGAAUGCUCAUGAGUUUAUUGAUGAUGUGGGAGAUGCUGUUGCAGUUUCACUACAAAUGAUUUUUCACAAGGGAGGAAGCCUCUGCAAUGCUGAAUUCCCUAACCAGCUGACUUUCAUAACCUUUUGUAAACAAGCAACCACUGACCCGAAACUAGAUGUGCUUUUGCUAUCCAACAGGGCCUUCAUCUUUCUCUGACUUCUUUAUUCUGUUUAUUAGCAUGGAGAGUUUUAUUACUAAAAUCUCCUCCCUGCGGUUUUGCACUUUUGAGGAAUUAAAUAUUGCUCUCAAAAAGCCUCAACCAGAACCCGUCACUUCAAGUUUGAUUAUUGUUCUAAAGAGACACUUGCCUGAAAGUGUCUUUCUUAAAGAAUACAGUAGUGCAGACUGCAACUCUUAGUGUUCGCUAGCAACAAGAAAGGAUUUAAAUACGGUGUUUUCAUAAGGAAUCCAGCAUCAUUUGAAAUUUCUUUAAAUUCUUUUGGUAGCAGUGUUUGUCAAGAGUGUUAGUUUCCAUUAGAAACACUGCUCUGGGAUUUAAUCAUUCCAUUAUUUUCAUUUGUGUCAUUCUGAACUUGGCAUACAUCCUGUGGAAAGGUCACAAAGGAGUGUAGCUAGAGAUAGGGAGGUUUAGUUUUUCAGCCAUCAGUAUUUAAAGUAAUAACUAUGUCAACAGUGUUGGUGUGAAGCUACAGUGCCAUCCAGUGGCAGAAGGCAUGCUGUAAUGGGAAGGACCCAUUCACAUUUAUUUUUUAAUAUAAUGUAGAUAAUUCACCACAACCUAAUUCUUACUUCAAGGCAGGAGGAUGAAUUCUGUUAGAGAUCAAUUAUCUCCGUUCUUUGCAACUGCACUUAGAUGAAGAAUUAAACAGGGAUAGUUCUGACAGGCUUUUAAAUUCUGUAAACUUAUCAACAGAACAAACAAAAUGAGCAAGUUUUCUUUAUUACUCCAGAUUUAUUAGUGAUAUUAGAUUAAUUCUUUCCUAAGGUCAGUUGCAUGCAACAUGUUACUCCUUGACGUACAGUAAUCCUAAAGCUUUUUAAUUACUGCAUGGUAAGGCUUCUUAAGUCACAGUGUAUUUUCUUCUUGGCCAAAAAAUCUAGACAAAAUGUUACAUCAAUUAACACUGAUCUCAUAACAAGUACAACUUUACUACUACUUAGGUUAGCUAUGCACAUUCUAAUACUGUGGAUGGUGCUAGUUCCUCAGCUGCCAGAAACAAUUUACAUUCAGAACAAAUUGCCUCAGGAAUAAGAAUGCUUUUAUAAAAGACAACGACAGGUAAGCAUGGCUUUCCCAGUUUGAGCUAAUGGAAUCCAAAAGGUAAUUAAAAAAGAAGGAUAAAAUGAACAAAAACACACAUGCACAAACUAGAACAAGUUAAGUUCUAGAGAAGGUGUCCUGUUAAAUUAAACAUUAAAAAUAAAUAUGUAUCUAAAUAAAUAUUUUGAUUUUUAUCUUGUGGCAAUUCUUUAUUUCACAUACAAG